Medioppia subpectinata is the source of this 449-nucleotide messenger RNA. NCBI's taxonomy places the organism in Eukaryota, Metazoa, Arthropoda, Arachnida, Sarcoptiformes, Oppiidae. The record is from the annotation of a GenBank genome assembly.
CAUCGCAUGCUUUGCCCCAAACGUCAUAGCAUUGUGUGUCCACUGAUUGGUUGGUUGUGUUGAACGCAUUGAAUGCAGUUAUAAGAGAGCCUAUCGUUGCACUAAAUCUCUCUCUUUUCAGGCAAUCGUUUGAAUCGUGCGUUUGAAACACGUAUUGGUUUUGAUUGUAAUUAACGUAUUGUCCACUAAAUCAACACAAAAUGGUGAACUUCACAGUCGACGAGAUCCGUGUGAUGAUGAACAAGAAGCGCAACAUCCGCAACAUGUCGGUGAUCGCGCACGUGGACCACGGGAAGUCCACUCUGACCGACUCACUCGUGUCGAAGGCCGGCAUCAUUGCCGCCUCGAAGGCCGGAGAGAUGCGCUUCACUGACACCCGAAAGGACGAACAGGAGAGAUGUAUUACCAUUAAGUCGACCGCCAUUUCCAUGUACUUCGAGAUGAAGGAG